UUUAUUUACAGACGGCUGAUAGCUCCUGGCGCUUUUCUCAAAAACCACGAUAAUGGACAUACUAUUAAGAAGACAAACAAGUUUUGACGAUCUCUGUAUUGUUUGAAAAUAUGUUAGACCCGAAUAUAUGCAUCAAAAAGCCUUUUGAUUUUGGAUAUCCUGUUUUGUGUGGAUCUUUAGGAUGGAAACAAGGAGAUGAGGAAGGAAAGUGGGCUCAAAAAGCAAUUGAAACAUUAAUUAAAAAAUUAAAAAAACGGAAAGGAGUUUUAGAAAGGCUUCAGUACGCUUUGCUUCACCCAAACGAGCCUAGUGAAUGUGUAACUAUCCCACGAUCUCUAGAUGGUCGAAUUCAGGUUUCUCAUCGAAAAGGAUUUCCACAUGUAAUAUACUGCAGAGUCUGGCGUUGGCCAGAUCUUCAGAGUCAUCAUGAGUUAAGACCUGUGGAAAAUUGUAAAUUGCCAUUUAGUUCUAAAGAGACGGAAGUUUGCAUCAACCCAUAUCAUUAUACUCGCGUUGAUUAUCCUGUCUUGCCUCCUGUGUUAGUACCUCGACAUAACGAAUACCCAACUGUUGAAUCUACGAAAAAGGAGUCUCCAAGUGACGAAACAUUUGAUUCACAAUGUUAUCCUGGUUUUCAUGCUAUAAACUAUCAAGAACCGAAAUACUGGUGUAGUAUUGCAUAUUAUGAAUUAAAUUCACGCAUUGGUGAAGCAUACUUUGCUAGUAUACCGAGUAUCAUUGUCGAUGGUUUCACUAAUCCAGGUCGAGAUAGUGGUCGGUUUUCUUUAGGGUUUCUAUCAAAUAUCAAUAGAAGUUUAGCUGUUGAAAAUGCCCGCAAACAAAUUGGAAAGGGUGUUCAUUUGUUUACUUUUGGUGGCGAUGUUUACGCAGAAUGCUUAUCAGAUUGCAGUAUUUUCAUCCAAUCGCGUGAAUGUAAUGAACGUCAUCAUUUUCAUCCGACAACUGUGAUUAAAAUACCUCCAGGUGGAUGCUUACGCAUUUUUUCUAAUCGUCAAUUUGCUCAUAUUCUUAGUUAUACUAUAUCACGUGGUGUUGAAGCUACCUAUGAUCUUGUACGUAUGUGUACCAUACGUUUAAGUUUUGUUAAAGGUUGGGGUGCUGAAUACCAUCGACAAGAUAUAACUUCUACACCAUGUUGGAUAGAAAUACACUUACGUGGUCCUUUCUUAUGGCUUGAUCGUGUUCUUCGUCAAAUGGGCCCUAGUAGAAGCCCAAUCUCUUCAGUUUCCUAAUUUCCUAAAAAAAUCCUACAAUAUCAACAACUACCAGUCAUUUGUUUGUUUUAUUUUACUGUCAUACACAAACAUACCCUCGUCACCGUUUCGCUAUGUCCACAUUGUGAUUGACUAACAUAACUUCAAUGAUAUUUUACUUACUCUGUGAUUAUGUGAUUGAUUACCUGGUCCUCAAAUAUCACUUACCCAUUGUUUUUAUCUUUGCUUUCUCAUUGUUUCUUUUCUAGUCUAUAAAAAAAACAGAAAACUCUUGUAUUGUGUUUUUUUUUUAUGCACUUACUUACUACCUAGAGCACUGAUCUAUAUGCCGCCCAUAUGUUGUGUUGUUCUUAAUCACCAAAUGUUUUAAUCCUAUUAAACAAGCACUGAUUCUCUCAAUCUACAAUUUUACUGUUUCUAAAAUAUAUAUAUAUAUAUAUAUAUAUAUAUAUUGUAUGUAAUAUCUAACUUUAUUAAUCGUGAUUAUUUAUACUACUCAUUUUAUUAUUUAGAUUACAUAUGUAUUCGCUUCCUUUUUUUAUUUAUUAUCAUGGUAUUGAACAUUUAUUAUUAUCAUUAUCUACUUGUGUGAACUUAACCAACAAUCAAGCGCCUAUUGACUUACUCUUUAUAUUUUCAACUAUUUACUGAAUUGAAUUUCAACCUUUUUUUUUUGUUCUACGUACAUAUUUGCUCAGAAAAUCAAUUACUGUGUACAUGUGUUACUACUGUCUUAAAGAUCAUAAUGUUAUGUGUUUUCAAAGUUUAUAUUUAUAUAUAAAUA
This is a messenger RNA of Schistosoma turkestanicum, 2019 nucleotides long. The record is from the annotation of a GenBank genome assembly. NCBI's taxonomy places the organism in Eukaryota, Metazoa, Platyhelminthes, Trematoda, Strigeidida, Schistosomatidae.